This is a messenger RNA of Exophiala bonariae, 1329 nucleotides long. RefSeq lists its product as uncharacterized. Gene Ontology annotation, molecular function: zinc ion binding; oxidoreductase activity. The record is from RefSeq and is a predicted model, not a curated record. Bases 1 to 1329 code for a protein of 442 amino acids. The transcript is spliced from 2 exons. Lineage: Eukaryota; Fungi; Ascomycota; Eurotiomycetes; Chaetothyriales; Herpotrichiellaceae.
AUGAAUACAAUCAUUGCCAACUCGGCGGAAAAAGCACUUGGUGAUAGGCCCACCGCUACCACCCGUGACUACACGACUCGUCAGAAUGAAACCAUGCUGGCAUUACGCUGGUACGGGGAUAAGGAUGUUCGCGUUGAAGAAGUCCCUGCACCCACUUUAACUGAGCCUACCGAUGUCAUCGUCAGAGUCACCGGGACCACAGUUUGUGGCAGUGAUCUGCAUCUGUAUCACAAAGAGAUCAUGCAACUGCAAAAGGGUGAGAUCUUGGGCCAUGAGUUCAUGGGCAUCGCCGAUGAAGUCGGGUCUGAAGUCAAAUCUAUCAAGCAAGGCGAUAGAGUCGUUGCCAGUUUCCAAAUUGCUUGUGGCACGUGUCAAUUCUGUAAGGAGGGCCUUACUAGUAUGUGCGAUCGGACAAACUCGUCUGCCUUACAAGAAAAGCUCUACGGUAAACCUUUUGCCGGGUUGUUUGGCUACUCUCACUUUGCUGGCGGUUUCGCUGGCGGCCAAGCCGAGUUUGUCAGAGUACCGUUCGGCAGCGUCAAUCUUCUCAAGAUUCCGGAUCAUGUCCCCAACGAGAAGGCGUUGUAUUUGAGUGACAUUGUCCCAACCUCGUACCACGCCACUGUUUGCGCCGACGUCGAAAAGGGCAAGAGCGUCGCCAUCUGGGGACUUGGCCCAGUUGGUAUGCUGGCUUGCAAGUGGAGCAAGCUCGCUGGGGCGAAGCGCGUGAUUGCCAUCGACCAAAUACCAGAACGCCUCGCUCUCGCUCAAGACAUAGGCUGCGAUACCAUCGACUUCUCAAAGCAAAAGGACGUCGUUGGUGAAAUCUACAAGCUCGAACCCCUAGGCGUGGACUGCUGUAUUGAUGCCGCGGCCUUCAGAUACACGAAAACACUGCGGCAGAGCGCUGAGCGCCUUAUCGGCCUGGAGACAGACAGCAGCGAGAUUCCCAACGAGACCCUUCGUGCAGUGCGCAAAUUUGGGACUGUCGCGGUCGUGGCAGAUUACGCCGCAAUGACGAACCAUUUCCUCAUUGGAGCUUUGAUGGAAAAGGGUAUCACGUACCGCGGCUGCGGCCAAGCUCCUGUACAAAAAUAUUGGCAUCAGCUGCUGGAGAAAAUCGAGAGUGGUGAAUUCGACCCCACUGUUGUUCUAACCCAUCGAUUUGCGAUUGAGGAAUUCAGUGAGUUGUACAAGGCUUUCGAUGAGAAAAAGCAUGGGAUUAUGAAAACCUAUGUGCAGACUAGGUUCUCUCCACCACCAACGGCAGGGACUCCACCACUGAGCACGCUUAGACAGGGCGAUCUGAAACCAGUACCCACAGGUUGA